CACAAGUUCUUCAAAAUUAUAACCCAAGUGGAAACCUAUUUUGAACCUAGGUCAUUCAAGGUCAAAAAAUAAGCAGACCUCUCUGGUAGUAAUAACAGGCGCAUGCAGAUGAUGUGAGAUUCUCAUUCGUUUGCACUGGCGGAGCAAAUAAUAGAAAAAUUAACAAUAUUAGCUCAAUAAACUCAAUCACUUAAAAUGAACCUGUAUAAACUGUUGAUGAAGCCAAGCAUGCAUGAUAUUGGGGUGAAAGCUCACGUCAAAAUAACGUUUUCUUUGAGAAGAUGAAAAUAAUCAUGCAAUUGCUGUUAAUUUGGAUGCAAUUUCAUGCUUUUCAUGCCUCUCCAUCACUAGUUAAACGUUUGCUUCAAUCUUUUUCUAGUUCUUCUUAAUUACACUGUGUACUUGCAAGAAAAAAGAUUGGAAAUUGCAUCACCAUUGCAUACUUCCUCUUUUACUUUUACCAUUUUCGCCAAUGGGGAGACCUCCUUGCUGCGAUAAAUCCAAUGUGAAAAGAGGUCUCUGGACUGCAGAGGAAGAUGCAAAGAUACUUGCCCAUGUAUCCAACCAUGGGAUUGGCAACUGGACAAUGGUGCCUAAGAAAGCAGGGCUCAAUAGAUGUGGGAAGAGCUGUAGGCUGAGAUGGACUAAUUACUUGAGGCCCGACCUCAAGCAUGACAACUUCGCCCCUCAAGAAGAAGAGCUUAUUAUUAAUCUUCACAAGGCUAUAGGCAGCAGGUGGUCUUUAAUAGCAAGGGAGCUUCCAGGAAGAACAGACAACGAUGUCAAGAACUAUUGGAACACUAAGCUUAGGAAGAAGCUUUCCAAGAUGGGAAUUGAUCCUGUAACUCAUAAACCCUUCUCUCAGAUGCUUUCUGAUUAUGGUAACAUUAAUUGGAUAUCAAAUACUGGAAACCAAAUUGCUUCUUUCAAUAAAAACUUGAACUCAAAUCUCUUUUCCAAACCAGAAUCCUCUCCUGUCUUAACUGGAUCUUCAAGUUCCAAUAAUGUAACCCUGAAGCCUCCCAUUGAACAAGUUCAAGAAAAUUCAUUUGCUAGUAACAGCUGUUCAUGGGAACUUCUGCCCCAGUUUCAGGUAACUAACCAUGAGAUUAUGCAACAACAUUUGUUUAAUGAGGUUAGCUCUUCUUGUUCGUCUUCUUCUUCCACUACUGUUACACAAUUAAACUCGCCACGAUCCUAUACCUGCCAACAAUCUCAACCUCCAAUAAAACCCUCUUCUUCUUGUUUGUGGAGUGAGUUUCUCAUCAGUGACAGUGAUCCUCUAGGGUACUCUGACUUUCAACAGCAGCAACAAGAGCAAGACUCUCAUGGGGUAAUGUCAUCAAUCUCGACACAGAAUGAUAUAUUCCAAGGCAAGUUCACUAGUGGGAAUGAGGAUUUUGGAUUAUAUGAUCAAAGGGGAAUAAAUGGAAAUCAAACAAACAACUAUACUGAUGCAUCUUCAUCUUCUGCAAGUUCAUUUGUGGAUGGUAUCUUGGAUAAGGACAGAGAAAUGCGAUCACAAUUUCCCGAACUUUUAUAUCCUUCUUUUGAGUACUGAGAAUUUUAACCACAGAAAUAAGUACUGAUUUAGGAGAUUUAAUGAAAGAUUAAUUUUGACUUGCA
Hevea brasiliensis (rubber tree) is the source of this 1626-nucleotide messenger RNA. RefSeq names its product transcription factor MYB35. The transcript has 3 exons. Lineage: Eukaryota; Viridiplantae; Streptophyta; Magnoliopsida; Malpighiales; Euphorbiaceae. The record is from RefSeq and is a predicted model, not a curated record. The coding region runs from base 473 to 1561 and encodes 362 amino acids.